This is a messenger RNA of Oenanthe melanoleuca, 11126 nucleotides long. RefSeq names its product coiled-coil serine rich protein 1 (gene CCSER1). The transcript has 10 exons. The coding region runs from base 287 to 2935 and encodes 882 amino acids. The record is from RefSeq and is a predicted model, not a curated record. Lineage: Eukaryota; Metazoa; Chordata; Aves; Passeriformes; Muscicapidae.
CCUCCCCGCCCGCCGCGCACACACACGCACACACACACACCGGCCGCAACAUGACGGGCGGGCGGACGGACUGACACACCGGGGCACCGCCGCUCCGCGCGGAUUAUUCUCCCCGCGCCGCGGCGACGCAGCGAAGCAGCGACCCAGCGGGGCGGGGGCAGCGCCGGUGCCGCGCUGCCAGGAGGGUCCCGGGCCCCGCCGGCGAGCGGCGAGCGCGUCGGGCGCUGGAGGAGCCCGGCCAGGUUGUUUUAUUGGCUGUGAAGAACUACGGACCCUGUGUGCCCUGAUGGGGGACUCGGGAUCCAGACGAUCGACUCUUGUGUCUCGGUUGCCAAUAUUCAGGAGAAGUGUCAGCCGGAGACACGACUCCCUUCCUUCCUCGCCUUCUUCUGCUAAUGCCAUUGGUGUCCACACCUCCUCCCCAUCCAGCACCAACUCCAGCUCAGGGAGCACAGGGAAGCGCCGGAGUAUUUUCCGCACUCCUUCCAUUAGCUUCCAUAACAGGAAAGGGAGCGAGCAGAAGCCUGACUCAGCGAGUCAAAAUGUUAACGUCUCAAAUGGUGCCCAGUCCUCUCUUAGCACUUUUCAAAAACUCAGCUUGGACGAGCACAUAAAAAGCAGAGGAAGGCAUUCAGUUGGCUUUGGCAGCUCACGUAGCAAGAAGAUAACAAGAUCUUUGACAGACGAUUUUGAAAAGGGAAAGGAGUCCUCAGCUAAUAAGAAUGUCUUUAUCAAUUGCAUAAGCUCUGGGAAGAAUGAGGGUGAUGAUUCAGGCUUUGCAGAAGAGCAAAGCCGAUACUCUGUCAAGCAGUCCACACGAAAACUUCUCACUAAAUCUUUUUCAUCACACUACAAAUUUUCCAAGCCAGUUCCAGAGAGUCAGUCGGUUUCCUCUGUGCAGCAGCCCAGGUGCUUGCUGGACGUUAAAUCCGAUGUGGAAAGCGAGCCUGUGAUGGCCAGGUCGUCCCCUCCCUGCUCGGCUGAGACGACGGAGUGCAUGGGCAGCUCGCUGCAGUCCCCGCUGCUCUCGGCCGACCUCACGGCUGCCCAGACCCCCUCGGACUUCGUCGCUCUGACCGAGGACUCUGUUUCAGAGGCUGAUGCCCUGCCCAGCAAUGGGCCUGGGGCACUGCUCGCAGAGGAUUUUGGCCACGACGUCUCUACCUCUCAGAUCUUCUUUAAUCCUGCUGCUGCUCCUGCCAGGGAGACACAUACUGUGCAAAGUACUGGCCAUUCUGCUGGUAUAUCUCCUGUGAGUCAUGCAAGCUCGUGCAGCGUGGAAUCCAGUACCUUAUUCAAAACCUCAGUUGUUAAUCAGACAAAAGUACUGUUGCAAGCCAAUGGACUACGUAUUAAUGAUGCCAGGCACAUAGAAAAAACCAAUUCAGAAAAUGCACAUUUAGAAACCUUGACAUUACAGUGUAGUGAGGAACCAGUGACACUCUCUCCAAAGGCACAGGGGUUGAGUGGGAGCAGAGAUGAAAGCACUCCAUCCAAGCACAUGAGAGACACAAUUCCUAUUGUAGAGUCUAAGACUGUUUCAUGUUCUGAACCUCAGUCCAUUAAAACACAACAGGGUUAUGAAUCAAACCAUCCUAAAGUUGAUCUUGCCAACAGCCUCAGUCCGUACCGGGAAGGCAGAUUUGUUGAGAAACGACUGAGAUCCUCUUCAGAAGGAACUGCUGGGGGCAGCCGGCUGAUCAUAAAACCCAAGGAUGGAAAUGCAGAGGAGCUUAACAGCCUGAGGAAGCAGAGAGCAAGCUCAUCCUCUUCCAAAAUGAACAGCAUGGAUGUUUUGAAUAACUUGGGUUCCUGUGAGUUGGAUGAAGAUGACUUAAUGCUUGACUUGGAGUUCCUGGAAGAGCAACAUCACCAUCGUUCUGUGUGCCGGGAAGACUCAUACCAGUCAAUAGUGUCAUGUGCUGCUGUAGUGCUCACCCCUGUAGAGGCGACAGUGGAUACAAGGAAAAAAGAACAGAUGAUAAUGCCUGAUGUGUCCAAACAGAGUCUGUCCCUGAAGCUGAAGGAGGUGGAGGCAGGAGAAGCCAGGCACCCUCGUGUGAGCCAGCUGGCUGGCAGCCCAUCUGUGGAGUGGCCUUUCACUGGUCUGGAAGAAGGUGGAGGCAUUGAGUCUCUGCCCUUCAGGUUGAUGCUCCAGGACUGCACGGCUGUAAAGACAUUGCUUCUGAAAAUGAAGAGGGUUCUUCAAGAGAGUACAGACAUGAGUCCAGCUAGUAGCACAACCUCCCUCCCUGUAAGCCCCCUUCCUGAGGAGCCAUUUUUUUUCAAGGAUGGAAUAAAAGAUGAAUGCUCAUUGCUGAAGCUGCAGCUGAAGGAGAGAGAUGAACUCAUAGCCCAGCUUCGUGAGGAGCUGGAAAAGGCUCAGUGCUUUCAAAAGGCUCUUGCUUCCCAAGCAGAUAAAUCCACACAGACAGAACUUGUAGGCCAUGAUACUACAUAUCCAGUCAGAAUGGCGAGCCAAAAUCUCAGCACAAGGGACAGAAAGUCAGCACAUACUCCCACCGAGGACCCUUUUAGGCACCCGCCGGGCGGCCAAGCAGCAGCGUACGAAAGCCAGAGCUGCCAGCUGUCCACCCUGUGUCUGAGCAGCCUGCUGAAGGAGAAGGAGAUGGCAGGAGCCCUCAGGCACAGCCGAGGCACGCUGGAAGCCCUGCCUUCAGAGGUGGCCCAGAACGGCGUGGCCGUGGCGAGCCCCAGCCCGGCCAAGGCAGCGCCCAGGGCUGGCGGGUUCCCCGUGUUCCCAGGAGCUGCCAAGGACCCAGCUGUGCCCCGGCAGCACAGCAGCUUCACGGGGAGGCUGGGGCAGCCCCCCAGGGGACCCAUCUCUUUACACAUGUACAGCAGGAAAAACGUUUUCCUCCACCACAGCUUGCACACGGCGGAGCUGCAGACUUUGGGCCAACAAGACGGCUGACAAGGGGCGGAUUUGCUUGCCAUGGAAGGAGAGUUGAUUAAAGAAGGGUGUAGGCUCACCCAGAGCUCUGUCUUCAGUUCUCAUCUGCUGCUACUUUCAUGCGAAAAAAUAAAAUAAAAUAAAAAUUUAACAUUUUCGGUAGGUUCUGUGUUUUCCCACUUUGGACUGAGGCAAAAGAAUGAAUGAGAUUGUUAAGUAACUUGGCUUAUUUAUCAUACAGAAGAAGUCACCAUAGGUUUAAUAAAUGGGACCAUUUGGCUGGCACUGCCAGUCCAAUAUUGGCUAAAUAUAUAUUUUUUCCCCUCUCUAAGUCACUGUCAUUUCCUGAAGUUCUAGAAGUUGAUCUUAAAUAAAACCUGUAUGUUUAAUAAUAUUGCUGUUCAAGUAGAUGUGAGGAAUUAAUAGAUAAGUAAUUAGUAAACCCUCUUGAAUUUCAUAGCGGUUAGGGAAAUAAGGAGUCAGAAAUCUUUAAGGACCCUCUUUUUACACUUUUUGCAAUACAGUGAAAUUUGGUCACUUACAGAGUGCUACCACUUCCUGCUGUAUGUGUUUCAUGAGUGCCUCAUGCCACAAGUGGAGGAAGGAAUUGAUUUUCCUCUAACAGGCUCACAGAGAGAUAUUUGAGUCGGUAAAUUGGGUCCCAAACUGAGGAUGUCAGCUUGUUUCCACAACCAUCCCUUCCCUCUUCACACUUCUAUUUAACUACAUUUUUUUGAGUGUUUCUGUUCUAUGAGGGCAUGUCAAGUUCUGGUGAUCUUUGUGCUUUACAGGCACUGUAGCACUCAUGAUGCAAUGUGACAUUCUGCUGUGUAAUUCAUCCUAUAAUUUCAUUUCACUUCCCAAACCAAAAAUGUGUGAAAUACUGAAGUAAGAGAAAUCAUCUUAUUACCCAGGCUGAACAACCUGCAUCAGUCAUAAUUUCUGUGGGCUGUGUCAUCUGCACUUAAGGACUUGUUAGUUUACACCAGCUCAGUGGGUUUGUUAGUCUUGACAUGUUACAGACAAGUGAGAUUAAUUUAUUGCCUGGUCUCAUGGAAGUAUGAAGUCAUCUGACCAUGCCACAGAACUUGGAGACCUGUCAGUAGCAAGAGAUCUGGUUUUCCCCUCUCAGAGGCUUGGAAACCUCUCAGUCCAGAGUUCUAAUGGCAUGUGCAGCUAGUAGUUUAAAAAUAAUUUGGCACAUUUAAGUACAAUUGAGGCAGAUCUGAGACAAGACACCUGUCUCUUUGACCAGUGAUUAAUAAGGAAAGACAAGGGUGCAGCACAUUCUCACACACAGAAACAAGCCAUUGUGACUUAACAGAUAGCAUAUAAUGAAAAAUUAAACUUCUGUAGCCACUAAAAAUCUGCAACUUUUAAAAGUCACAGAGAGUAUAUGAAAUGAAGACAAAAUUUUACCUAAUGUUAAAUAUAUCUGCUUCACUACUUAAUAUUUGGACUUGAUUAGACUAAGAAAAACAACAGACUAUUAGCUUGGCAGCUAUUCUGUAAAGUAAUUUCAGCAGCCUGAAAUUUCAGGCUUCUCUUUAUUGCGGAUUUUAUUUUGAUAAGAGCAGAUUUUAUUACAUUAUCUGAUGUUGAAGAGAGCAGGUUUUGUCUAAAUAUUCUGUAGUGAUAAUUUUGGGUAUCCAGAGAUGGGUACAUAAGAACCAAGACAAACAUUUGUCAAAAUUCUUCAUGUUCAUGUGUGCGUUGCUACUGCCAAAACAGAAUGUGCAAAAACUGCAAACACACCUUUACCAAAUUAACUAUGGGUAUUCAAGACUCCCAGUCCUGCAUUGAAAAUCAUAAUUUAAAGUUUGCCAAACAAGUUUAAAGUAGUAAUAAGAUAAUUUCACUACUCAGAAUCAAUUUUUCUUCUUAGCAAUAUCUUAAAGUCAUGGUAGAUUGAAAGGACAAAUAAUUCUUGCUAACAAUUAAUUUCAGUAUUGCUCAUCUCAAGAGCUGAUGUUUGAAGUUCAACUUCAGAUCUGUAAAUAAAUAAUUUAAACAUACACUGUAAUCAAGGAAUUUUUUUCCAGGAUACAAAUGUACUGUACUACAUAAACAAAACAAAAUAAAAACAAAAACAAAAAAAGAAACACACACACAAAAACAAACAAACAAACAAAAAAACUAAACAAACCAAUACUCUCUUCAGUUUUAGGUUAUUUACUGUAUCUAUAGGGUUUUUUUCCUGGAAAAAUGGACUUUUGGAUUACACUUUAUUAAAAAAAAUCCAUCUAUAAACUUCAAAAAUAGCAUUUUAAAUGCUACUAUUUUCUUGGAGAAUCUUUUAUAGAGCUGAAACUUUAAAAAAACUGGAAAAAAACAGUUCAUUGAAAAUGAGGGAUAUUUUUAAAAUGUCAUCUUGAAGCUGUUUUGUAUCCGUAUUUUCAGCAUUGUUAUGUUAUUUGUAAUACUAAGUGUAAAUCUCACCCAGAGAAGGGUAGUAGCCACAUGUUAAUGUACAGUACAGCAGUAACUGUAAAAGAGGUCCUUUCUUUGAUCCUCUUGUGUAUAUAGGAGAUCAUAAAGCAACAGCAUGUGGACAUUCUUGCAGUGAAUUGAUUCCUUUGUACUAAAAAAUCUCUAGUUUUUUAAGAGUUCCAUGUACAAAAUGAUUUAUACAUUUCUCCAAGGCUGUACAUAUCCAAAGACAUAAUAGCAGGGGGAGAAGGCAUUUCUUUUUUUUUUUUCCUCAUGCAUGUACCUUUCUUCCUUUCUUUUUUAUUCCUCUUUCUGUACAACAAAGCAUAACUGCAAAUUUUCUGCUUAAAAUUCCUUGUUAGUUCCAUGUCCUUCAGUCUGAUAGAGGGCAUGUUAAGGAGGAGGAAAUCCCCAAAGAAAAAUUGUUUCCAUCUGAAGCAGUGUCCGUCCCACAUUUUUAAAGCAAUCACUUGGCAAAAGAAACCUUAGAUCUGUGCCCUAAAUACUUUUUAAAAUAAUUUUACAGAACCACACCUGAAAUGUGCUUAUCAUCAUCUCUAGACUUACCCUGACUAGGAUGUGUUCAAAAGACACAAUAUCAUGCUAGGGCCAGCCCUGGUCAUAAGUUGUUGAGAUGGUAGGAGAAUAUUUGUCCAACACUGUUUUUAUAUUUGGCUUUCAGAGCAGUGGAAAGGGGUUUUUGUGUACCUUGUGCAUGUGGAUGAAGCUCAAGCUGUGUGCUUGUGCAUACUGGAAAAAGAAACCUUGCUACAAAGCUCUCCUCUAUUUAGGCUAUUUAGCAGUAUAUAAAAGCAACAGAAAUGUUUGCCACCUUUCCAGACAGGCCAGCCCUCUGUAUGUAAAAUGAAACAGCCAGAUAGAUUCCUUUACUUCAAUCCAGACUCUUACUGAGUUUUAUUCCACACACCUCCACAUAAAGGUUGGUUGGGCUUUCCUUAUGUGGCUUCUUUUCUGGAAAUUUUGAAAGGGUGUAUAUCCAGACUAAGAUGCUCAAAUGAUAAGCAUUUCAAAGCUUACCAAAAUGUUCAUGUUUCUCCUACAGGUUCAUUCCAGUCAUUACAAGUUCAUUACCAAUAAAAGUUGGUGUUCUGCUCUUUCCAAAAAGCCAGUUUGAAAGUAAUGAUUUCUGUGCUGACUCACUUUAUACUGUUAAAUACACAGUACACUCUUCAGACUUAAUAAAACCAAGGUUUUACAAAUCAGUACUGUACUUUAAAUGCCCUAAGAGAUGUGCCAUAUCUCUGCUGGUUUGAUGAGUAUGACAUUAAUUUUGAUUAGGUUAUACUGAGUUAAGGCACCUGAUGAUUGGGAUUGUGGUCUUUAAUCCAGCUAGUCUCAGUUUAUUCACAGGAGCUCUCUAAAUCUGGAAAUCUUUCCUGGUUCACAAAAAAAGACAAGAAAAUACUUAAUCUAACAAAAACAUCAGAUCAUGAUCUAUGGUGAAUGCACUUUUAUUUCCCCCUUCACAUUCAAAAGCAAAAAACCCCUGCAAACCCCUUUGUACAUCUACACAGUUCACAAAUGACAUAGAGUAACAUCUAGCAAAAUGCAAAAUCUUGAAAUAAAUAUCUAGAGAAAAAAGUACAGGGGAGCCUUCUCACAGAUCUUUGUAAAGUUGGUAAGUUUGUAAAGAUGUUGGUAACUUCUGUAUCUGAGUUCAGUAAUGAAAUAUGUUCCAUGGCUUCUACCCUUCUGCCUCUCAUGUAUAUUUUCAGGGGGAGAAUUUGCUGUUUGAAGCUUUUUCUAUAGAAAGCAGGCAGUACAGUGUGAGAAAGUACAUUGAAAGUAUCUGUGGAGGUCUUCUCCCAGCUGGGGGAAACACAGCAUCCUUUCCAGGAUGUGUCUUAGUGUUCUUCAGCCAGCAGGAAGUUAACAGAGGUUCCUCAGGAGAACAGCCUCAAAUCAUGCAGACCACGACUGUCUUCAAAUAGACCUUACUUUAACAUGUCCCAUAUAAGACACUUCUAAAAUCAUAUGGAAACUUAAACAGCUGCAGAAUACACCUUGGUGGGUUGUUGGGGUUUGGGGUUUUUUUGAGAUAAAAGUGCCAUGAGCUAGUUUUAACCUUAUAAACUCUGGAACUUGCAUGCUCACUGGUGAUCUACCCAGGAUGUGAGGGUUUAUCCACUGUAAUGGAUAUGGUAGUAACUCCUCACAGUAUAAAGACAUUGGAUCUUUUCCCUGAGGAGUUUGAGAUUUGCAAUGUAUUUUCACUCUAGGAGAGCUAUCUGGAUUUAAUUAUUUUCUUCUUCAAGGAGCUUCAGUUGUUGCAAAGUCAGUGGAAAAGAAACUUACUUAUUGAAGAAGUAUUUUGGAAAGAUUUUGUGAUUAAUUGUAUUUUAAAAUACACUUUAAAUUUAUCUCCCUGUAAAAACAAGGGGGGGAAAAAAGGAAAAAAAAAACUUUUAUCAGCAUAUAUUUUCCAUAAAUCUGUGAUUCUCACUAGCCACAGCUGUCACUUGUGUUCUGUGCACCUGUGAUAUAUUUUUGGAUUUGCUGUUUUUGUUGCCUUCAUUAUCUGGAAAUCAUUACCUCUGGUUCUGGGGAGGUUUUGCCAUCAAUCCAGUACUUGAAGCACACAGGCUGUUGAGGAUUUCUGCAGAAGUAAUCCUGGUACUCUGAGAGCAGCACAGCAAGAAACUUACCUGGAGGUCUCUGAGUUUUUCCUGGGGACGGAAAACCUAUUCUGAGUGAUCUUAACUAUGAAGGAUUUGUGAAAAUCUUUUGCAUGUGUUUGGAUUCUACAUCCAUGUAGAGGUUAUGGAACAGAAAAUACUCCACUGAGAAGAUUUUUCUAGUGGGCUAAUAAUAUCUCCAUAUAUUCUGUAUCAUGACCCUUUCUGUCUCUCUGGAUUUCAGGAUCACUUCCCUUAGGUGUGGAGUUGUGAUGACUCUGUAAACAGGUUGCACCACAGUGUUAUUUCUGUUAUGAGAAGGCUCCACUGGAUUUUUUUUUUUUUUUAAAUUUAAAACAUCUCAUCAUUAAAAUAUUUUAACAUUUUCCCCAGAACUGCAGUGCUGCUGGGGUAGUAGAAAGCAGUGCAUUCACAGAAAAUGUCCCUUUCCUAUCUGUGUAGGCUCUUGGUGAGUUGAGGUCACAGCUGAUUUACAUCUACCCAAAAACUGUCAAAUUACUUUAGCUCCUACAUAGAAAAAUACAUUGCCAUGUUUGACCCUGCUUUUGUCACAUUGGAAAGGCCCUAAUAAUGUAGUUUUUAAAUGCAUAUGGUUAUCAAUAGUAGUAGUGGAAUUUUAGUUUAUUUUGAGUUGUCCAUUAUGCCAAUGCACUUUAUAUAAUGGUUUAAUAUGAAUUACAGAGGGACUUUUUUUUUUUUUCUGACUUAAGAUUGAUUUCAACAGGGUUCAGAAUUCUCUACUUAAAUUUAAGCAUGUAAGCAAUCCCAUAAACAGUCAAAUCCCUCUUCUUUAAAUGCUAACACACAAAUAAAUAACAUUUUUUCUGACAUAAACAAUUUCUGUCAUGUUUAUUGUUUGAAAGGUAUGAUGUAUAAAAAGUGUUUUUAUUAUUUCUAAAUAUAACUACUUUUCAAACACUUCACAAAAGAUAAGAAAUGGCCUUCAUGCUAAAGUCACUUGUCCAGCUAUACCACUAGGUUUUGUUUGCCAAAUCAUUAAUUUCUUUUUUAAAUAAAAUGUAUUUGUUUUCCAUGGUUAAGAGUGUGAAAAAAAGAAAAUGUUUUAGUACAUGCUCUGCAGAGUGUGUGGAGAGAUGAUCAAUAUCACAAGGAGAAUAUAAGAAUCAAAGUCCCUAAUCAGUGAUGCAUCUGAUGUUUUUUAAGCAAGAGGAUCAACAGGAUAUAAAAAUCUAUGUAAGAGGAGAACAGAUGUUUUGUUGCUCAGAAAAGUCUAAUGGAAGGGUGACAGAUAAAUAGCUCUUUUUCCCUUCCAGGGCUGGUGGUACAGAGCCAUUUGCUGUGAAAUAACACUGAAGCAAUAUAUUUAUAAAGUAGAUCUAUUGGAAUAACAAGAAAUGAGAUUAAAUGGUCACAUAACACCUCAAAGUAUGGUGAAGAGUACUUCCAUAAUUUGAUCAAACAGCAUCUGAGUGAAUUUACAUCUUUUUAUUACCAGGGUAUUAUCUUUAUCUGAAGGAUAAGUGUCAGCAGAACAGUGCAAUUUGCAUUGUAACAUAAAAACAAUGCAGACAAAAAGAAUAAAUGAAAAGAUUCUGCCUCUAAAGCCUUGCACUUUGUACAGUCUUCUCUAACUGCCUGAAGUAGUUUUAUGUAAUUUUAUUUCGUGCAGCUGUGGUAAUGCCCUUUUGUUGGGCAACGAGGAGAAAACUUGGAAGAGUCAUGACCCAAACCCUACAAGAGCUGCCCUCAGGUAACAGGGUCACAGGAUCCUUUCCUGUAAAGGAUCAGGGAUCUUGUGAGAAAACCUUUAUACAAACAUCCCCACAAACAGCUUGGCCUGUGUGAAUUUCAAACUGGUUAGGGGAAAAGAUAAUUUGAAUUUUAAAAAACAAUUAUUAAAACUCCGAGUAUUUUUGAAAAUAUGUUCUUUGGUACUGCUGAGGGCCAUUAGAGAGCUUUGGGCAUUUUUCUAUAAACAAAAGUGUUCUGUUUCAUGUAUUAAAAUAGGGCAUUUUAUCUGAUCAUUUCCCCAUUGUGAAUUUGUCUGUGAGCAUCCUGCUGUCCAGGAUGAUAUUUUUAAAAACUACUGGCCUUUUAAUAAGACAGUGAAUUUUCUAUUCUGUGCUGCUAAACACCCAUUUAAUUUUAAUAACAGUACGUGGCAAGGCUAUUUGUUAUAUACUAUUGAUUUUUUUUUUUUUUUUUUUGUAUAAUUGGCAAUACUAUAGAGAUUACUUGAAUUAGAGACCUUAAAGAGCAACACAGAUGAGAAAAGGGGGAAAAUACUAACUUGAAGGUAAGGUAUAUGUAAUGCACCUUUGAAGUGUGUUGAAGAGUAAAGUUCUGUGGGAGACAAAAUAAAACUUUUCCACUGAACACACUUAAAUCAGUCUAGGAUCAUUUUCCUGAUUUAGAUGGCAACCUUGAUUUAAAAGGAAAGAAAUGAGAAUAUUUUUGCUGAGAGAUAACACACUUAAAAAUCAGCUUGGAGCAGAAUUUGCAAUAGUGAAAGUAUUUGCUUCAUGGUAUGGUUGGAAAAGAAAGGUGUAAAAUGUAUCUGACUCCUGAUACAUAAGUUCAUUAGUGAUUUUAGUGGUUUUACUCUAGAAAGCCAUUAAUUGGUUAAACCCAUUCUUAUUUAACAGGCAAUUACUUUGUAAUAUUUAAGAAUUGCCAAGGCAUAACCCAAAUCUUUGGCUUUAGUACCAAACAUCCUCUGUUUUUUUUUUUUUUCUUUUCUGUUCUUUUCUUAAUUGUUUUGAGGUUUUGUAACUUCUGUGCAAUAAGAAUGUGAUUGUUUCAAAUUCAGUCAUUUUGCAGUGGCUGAAAACAGAUAAUGUAGCCUUUAGAUGAGAACACUGUUAUCUCUGACAGAUAUCGAGCAGCAUUCUGUUGUUUUUUUAAAAAUCAGAUUAUUGGGUAAAUAAUUUCUGUGGAUUACUCUGAAGAGUUAUGUCAGUUUGUAAAACAGUACUAUGGGAUUCUGUUGGUAUUAUUGAAUGGUCAUUUGUUUGUUCCUGGCAUUUAUUUUCCUUCUAUGUUUUGUGGAAAGAAAUAUUAUUUUUUAAUAUUUGUACAGACUUUUAACUUUAUUGUAGAGGUCCACAUUCAUAUAUUUCCAUAUUUGAAAUUAACAUAAAGGGCUCUUGCAGGUUUUUUUUUUC